This is a messenger RNA of Penicillium mononematosum, 1911 nucleotides long. Its product is annotated as WD40 repeat domain-containing protein. Bases 1 to 1911 code for a protein of 636 amino acids. The transcript has a single exon. The record is from RefSeq and is a predicted model, not a curated record. Gene Ontology annotation, molecular function: protein binding. Lineage: Eukaryota; Fungi; Ascomycota; Eurotiomycetes; Eurotiales; Aspergillaceae.
AUGCCACAACUUCCCGUAGUGCAAACUCAGUGGAGCAAUGUGCGCCUGACACUCGAGGAGCCGGAUGGUACGCAAUUGUGCUCUGCUAAAUCGCUUGCGUUCUCAUCUGAUGGGGAAUUGCUUGCAUCCGGGGAUACUUCCGGUGCCGUGAAAGUAUGGGACAGUGAAACGGGGCAACUCCUGCAUACAAUGGCUAGAGAUCAUGAUGAUGAGAUCGAGGCUGUCGCGUUUUCUCCUGACUGCGAACUCCUAGCAUCGGCGACAUACGGUGGAAACCUCCAUGGUGGGGUCGUCCAGGUUCACGAGUCGAGGACUGGCACAAAGCUACAUGAACUUGAGUUCCAUACUACUGACAUCGACUACCCACGAGCGGUAGCAUAUUCUAGAGAUGGCAAGGUUUUGGCAGUUGGCGGCGGUAAUGGCGUCAUUACGCUUUGGGAUCUCACCAGCGGAAACUUGAAGCGGAGACUCGAGGGCCAUACUGAGGCAGUCAUGGCGGUAAGUUUCUCGGCAGAUGGAUUGCUAGCAUCGGGUUCGAACGACAAAACGGCGAGGCUAUGGAACCCAGAAUCGGAGCAAUUGCUCCGCACGUUUGAAGGAUUCUCAAACCCAGUCUGGAUGGUGGGCUUUGCUGCCCACGGGCACUUAUUGAUGGGAUUGACGGAUGGGGUAGUAAAGACAUGGGAUAUGCGGGACGGGGGUACCGUUGAGACACUGACUACUCCCAGUCGGGAUGUGGAUCGCUAUGAAAUCAUCCGCCCUGUUCUGUCCUCCAGCGGCCAGCUCCUAGCCGUUCCGGUUGAGGAGAUAGUAGAGCUGAGUGAUGCUUUUUCCGGCAAAAGAACACAUGUGGUACGGGGAGUCUUGAGAGAAGCCAAGGCGGUUGCUUUGUCACCAGAUGAUAUGCUCAUAGCAGUGGCACGUCUGGGCCAAAUCAGCAUCGAGAUGAGAGAGCUGUGCCAUGAAAGCGUGAUGGAUUCUUCGGUACCUCUAUACCAACCAGGCGCGCUGAUGGAAUUCUCCCCAAACGGCAGACUCCUGGUUUCGGCGGGACACGAAAGAUUGGAUUUGUGGGACGCAGCAACCGGAAGAAACGUUUACACUUAUAAAGACCAUGACGGGUGGGUCACCAACCACGUAUCGAAAGUCAUAUUUUCGCCGGAUAGCAGAUGGCUAGUGUUCGCUGCCGGGCCAGCCCGCUACAAAUGGGACAUCAGCCGAGGCCUCAGUGGUAUCCGUCCCAUCCUCAGCAAUGGUGUAGGGAGCCUGCGCUUCGCCUUUUCCCCGGACAGCAAAGUACUCGCGCAAGAGAUAUCAGCGAUAGGGCACGUUCAGCUCUGGUCGAUCGAGACGCUGGAACCACUGCACGCGUUUCCCGUUCUUCACGAAGUCGGCGACAUGGCAUUUUCCCCUGACAACAAGUGUUUCGUGUGUGGUCUGCUGAGUGGCGAUAUCCAGCGGUGGGAUCUCGAUACAGAGACACCACAUCAAACCCUCACACACCAAGCGGGGAUGGUAACCAAAGUUGCAUUGUCAUCUGAUAGCAAGCUUCUAGCAUCCUCGACAGAAUCAGAAGUUAUCGUCUGGGAUUGGGCCACUGGUUCGGCUCUAAGGACAUUUACCCCUGGUGCAAGAGUCACCGAAUUAUCAUUCUGCAGUGAGGAUAACUUCCUCAAGACCGACCAAGAGGUGUUUCGCGUAAACGACUCAAAUACCGCACCUCCAAAGGAGCUCCCACGCUUCGACUUUAGCCCGGAUGGCUCGUGGGUUACUCGCAAUGGUAGCAAUUUUCUUUGGCUACCACCGGAGUACAGAGCAGUUGCGUUGGCCCGAUAUGGGAGUCGUCUGGCAUUGGCCCUCGAAACUGGUCGCGUGGUUUUCAUUGGAUUUAAGCAUCCUGAUAGCUGGUAG